UCUAAUCUGUUUUCUUCAGAGUUCCCGAAAAGAUGCUACUCAAAUACGCCAGUUUUGGACGAAUGCGGAAGACGAUGCAAAUGCGUGCGAGGAAAACUUGUCCAAUGCUGCCGUUUACGGAAAGAAUUCUUAGACAUGACUACAGCAGAGCGAAAACGCUAUAUACAAACUGUGAAGACAGCUUCGACCCACCCAGCUUAUAAAGGAAGAUAUGAGAGGUUGCUCACAUUACAUCGGAAUAUAUUCUUUAGUCGCAUUCAUGAAUUGGACUUUUUUCUGCCCUGGCAUCGUUGGUUCAUUCUGCAAUAUGAAAACCUUUUGAGGGAAAUUGACUGUCGAAUUACUGUACCUUUUUGGGAUUGGAGUUUAGUAGGUAAGCCAUGGGAGCGAGGUUCUUAAACGUUGCUUGUGGUAUCCAAAUAAAUGAGGCACUCUACCUAAAAUAUUACGGGCAUAGCGGACCCCGAACGACUGGGGCAGGUUCUAAUCGGGGACAUGGUCCCCCGCAAAAUGUUUCCAUUUUUAGUGUCUCGAAAGUCCAUUCAUGGUUUUUACAUCUUUUAUGUAAUAGACGAAAACAUUAAGAGGUACGCACACUCUGUUUCUUCUUAGUAUUGAAAGAGUAACAAAACUGGUCCUGACGGAAUGUUCGGGGUAGGAGUUCGGCCACCUUUAUUUUCGCUGUCGCUUUAAAUUUGCUUUUGUUGGCAUUUUUUCCUGUUACUAUUUAUGAAAUCUUAAAAAAAUUAAAAUUCUUUGCAUUUCUUUGAUAUAGUUUCAUGCAGCUAUCCAUAUUUUUUGUUUUUAUGCGCAAAAAAUUGCUUAGUCCUUCAAGAGUAAUCAUGACAUAUAUCAUAUUAUGUAAAUUAUUUGUUCUUGCUUAUUUGCCAUAUCACAAUUUUCUUAAUAUUGAUUGACUGUUUGAAUCCUAUGAUUAAAUAUGAUUGAUUGGCUGAAGUCAUCUCUCUAAUGUGAUUGGUUGAAAGAACUGCUAGGAGUGCGAUACCUGGCUGAAAUCGCACUCCUGUGAACCAAUCAGAUUGCAAGAAACACCUUUGAUUUCAAAAUGAAUAUAAUAAAUAACAUUAUUUUCUAAUAACUAAAGUUGAAUCUACGUUAUGCUAACCGCGAAGAAUUUUAGAAAGGAUGAAAAAUUACCCGGUGCUAUCUGGCUGUACUGCAGCCGGUCCCAGGUCUAAAAUUAACCUCGUUAACCUGAAUAAUUUCAUUAAAGUGCAUGAUUAAUUAAGUAUUCGCCGUCGUUGCAGGAUUGCCAACGUACAUGCGUGAGGUCCCUAAUAUGGGUGUACGCUAUACUCCGGAAGAAGAUCUCAUAGUUCAAGAAGAUAAUUAUUAUUGCUGCUUCAAUAAUCUUUCUUUUACUGGAAAAAUAAUGUACAAUCUUGGAAAAAAUAUGUGUAGACUUUUCGAAAUAUGCACCCAAAUUUGAAAACAUAUGAUGAAAAUGUGAGCAUUUUUCAAUUAAAGCGACUAUUUACCGUAAACCCCUCCCCCUCCCCCCAUAAUCAAUGUUGGUUCAGGUAAAGUGGAUUUGCAACACAUAUCACCUAAAUACCAACAUUGUAUAAGGGGAGAGGGAGGACAAAGUUUGAAAAUUUAAGAAGUCUACUAAUUUUUUUCCAGGAUUGUAGUUUUGCUGAAUCGUGCAUCGUUACUGAUUUUAGUACUAUCUGGCUGUACUGCAGCCGGUCCCAGGUCUAAAAUUAACCUCGUCAACCUGAAUAAUUUCAUUAAAGUGCAUGAUUAAUUAAGUAUUCGCCGUCGUUGCAGGAUUGCCAACGUACAUGCGUGAGGUCCCUAAUAUGGGUGUACGCUAUACUCCGGAAGAAGAUCUCAUAGUUCAAGAAGAUAAUUAUUAUUGCUGCUUCAAUAAUCUUUCUUUUACUGGAAAAAUAAUGUACAAUCUUGGAAAAAAUAUGUGUAGACUUUUCGAAAUAUGCACCCAAAUUUGAAAACAUAUGAUGAAAAUGUGAGCAUUUUUCAAUUAAAGCGACUAUUUACCGUAAACCCCUCCCCCUCCCCCCAUAAUCAAUGUUGGUUCAGGUAAAGUGGAUUUGCAACACAUAUCACCUAAAUACCAACAUUGUAUAAGGGGAGAGGGAGGACAAAGUUUGAAAAUUUAAGAAGUCUACUAAUUUUUUUCCAGGAUUGUAGUUUUGCUGAAUCGUGCAUCGUUACUGAUUUUAGUACUAUCUGGCUGUACUGCAGCCGGUCCCAGGUCUAAAAUUAACCUCGUCAACCUGAAUAAUUUCAUUAAAGUGCAUGAUUAAUUAAGUAUUCGCCGUCGUUGCAGGAUUGCCAACGUACAUGCGUGAGGUCCCUAAUAUGGGUGUACGCUAUACUCCGGAACAAGAUCUCAUAGUUCAAGAAGAUAAUUAUUAUUGCUGCUUCAAUAACCUUUCUUUUACUGGAAAAAUAAUGUAGUUUUGCUGAAUCGUGCAUCGUUACUGAUUUUAGUACCUCAAAAUCAUAUCCUGUCUCACAUUUUGUCCCGGCAAAGCGGCAUCAUAUAAAGAGCUCUUCUGAGAAGUACUUUACUUUGCUGGAAAAUGUUUCUGAUAAAUGAUUACUGAUUUGUCCACAUGAUUAAACCUAUAACAAGAAAACGUGGAGAUCGACGCUCCUUUGUUUGUCAUGCACCUUUCUAAAAGUCUUGUACCUCUAUUGUAGGUGCUGACCCUCUCUCAAGUGAUUUGUGGAAUCCAGGUCCCCACGGUUUGGGAGGCAAUGGUAACGGAUCAAAUAGUUGCGUGGACACUGGCCCUUUCAGAGCACAGGUGUGGUCCGUGAUCCAAAGUGCAGGAGGAGGAUGCCUUAGGAGACAAUUUCGGUAAGUUAUCUUUUAAUGUUUUAAAAUAGGGAACUAAAUAAAUACGUUAGUAAACAAAUAAAUAUAUAAAUAAAUAAUUAGAUAAAUGUUAAUAUGUUAAUGUAAAAAAAACGUAGUUAUUAAAUAAGUAGAUCUUAAAACUCAAGAAGAAAUUUUUAAAAUUUAAUGUUAAUGAGGUGUUGCUUACACAUUUAUACAAAAUUUUACUGCUUAAUUUGCAUAAACGUUUUCAUUCAUAUCAGUUAAAAUUACUUCUUAUUGCAAUUACUGAAUAUUUCCUCAAAACAAAUUUGUUGAAAUAUCAAAACCCUGGCUUGCGAGGUUGUUGAAAUAUAUGAAUUUCACAGCUCUAUUCUGCUCGAGGUUGUAUAUCUGACAGAGCACAGUUGCACAUACAUGCCCGUCAUGCCGUAAUAAUUACAAAUAGAUGAAUAGAUACAUAAAUACAGAAUAAUUAAAUAAAUAAAUCAGUAAAUAAAUAAAAAGGCAAAUAAAUAGUUUCAGCUGUAUAAUAAUUUUCUUUGCACCUGUAAAAGUAUACCAUCAUUUUAACGCCAUCUUCCAACCGCACUUACGCUUACUGAAAACAAAAAAUUACUCCCAGCAGAUCAUGCCAACAAAACUACAAUUUAUAAUUUCUAUAGUUUUAGGACCCCAGAUGCAGUUGCAGUUAAACAACUCAUCAUGAACAAUGCAAACGUGUCAGACUUUGAAAGAUUUGAAUUUUUGUUACGAUUGGAAUUCCACGACUUAGUUCAUUGCGUUAUCGAUGGAACAAUGUGCACCCUCGACUCAGCAUCGGCGCCCGAAUUCUUUUUACAUCAUGGUUUCGUCGACAAAAUUUGGUGGGAUUGGCAGCGUCUUAGCAGGACUCAUAAGUUUAAUGAGUAUUUCUUGGCUCAAAAACAGCGUAUGCCGGCGACCGUGUACAGAUCGCAAGAUUUCUUGGACUUGAACAAUCAGCCUGGAUGUGUAUGCGCGGAGUAUGUGCCGUCAAGGAGUAGAAUGUAUACAGCUUUGCAAGGUAGGUUUUUUACUAUGCCAUAUACACAGGACAGCGCGCAAGGGUGCUAUUUUUAAGGCGCAAUGGAAAAAGAGCAUUUAAGUUUGAAGCUCAUUUGGGAACUUUAAGUCAAUUUUAAUUAAUGUACAACACGAUCCACAUUCACGAUCAUCGAGGCCACAAAUUGACAGCUGAGAUGAGCUUAUGAUGACAUGUACCGAAUAUUAAUGAAAAUGGGAUUUAUAUCCCCACCAUUUAGGACCCUCUUAUAAUAGUGUUGUCUUCACCAAUGAAAUCAAUUUAUAUCAUUUGAAUUCCAUUUAUUUUUCAGAGGCAAGCAGAGAAAAGCUGUUAAGCAUCAAGCGACUUCCAAUGCCACAUAUGCCGGAGAAUGCAAAAAAAUUAUUUAAAAUUACGGAGGAAGAACUUGAUCGGUUACACAAGCUUAUGGAGAAUAUCGAACCACGAGAAACAACAACGAGCGCAUCAUUACAUGGGAAAGACAAGGCACGGGGAUUCAAGUAUGCUGAUCUUAUGAAAUAAGGUAUAAAUAAGAUCUAAAUUAGGUUUUCAAAAUCAAUAACGUGGAACAGAUAGAUAUAUCUAUCUCCAAUUUAUUAUUAAUUUAAUUCACUGGAAAUUAACCAAACAUAUCCCUUGAUGAUGCUAGAUACUAAUUAACAGCCGGAUUCCACAAGCGCAAAAUUGUUUGGGAGAAAUUGAGUUUGCAAAAUGUAGAAGAUGAGUGAUUGUAUGGAUGGUCCCGCUUUUUUGCUCUGGUGAUUAACUUCCCCGAGAAAACCUGUGCGCUUUCGAAUUUAGGGCAUAAAUUUUAUUUACUCUUUGCAUUAUCUGGGUCAAAUUAUGUCAUUUUAAAUUAAAAGCUUAAUGAGUAAUAUUAAUAAAAUUAAUAAGCUUAAUGCAGUUGCUUGCACCGUUAACUCUAUAGUACGUCCUCAGGUUCUCCACUUGUCUGGAACAAAAUACUUGGCUUGAAACACGCUACUCGGACUUGAAUCCUGUCUAAUUUUAAACAUUACAACUGUGUUUUUCUUUCAGAUGACGCACACGUAGCCAGAGUGAUGUAAUGCUUGUCUGAAAAAGAAGAGCAAAUUAUUUAAGAAUCCAAAACUAUUACAGAGUUGUAGAAAUUUUUUAGGGUAGGCUACUAUAGACAUGUUACCAUGACAAGGUGGAAACGAAACGCACAUCAGUUGAAAAAUGUAAAUUUGGUGGAAACGAACGUAAAUGGCGCUAGUUGAUUGCGAAUAUCAUAUGUAGCCUAAUUAUCUAUCAGUGGAUACAAUCUGCCUGAGAUUAAAAAUAUAUUCAAAAUAAAUUAAAAUUUAAAUCGUUUACAAUUUAACUCGUUCAUAGAUUUUGUGAUUUGGUCAUGAAUUUCUGGACAAUAAUUAUUUGUUAGAAAGCAAAGAGUAUCUGUCUUGAAUAAAACAAUAACUAUGAGGAGUUCGACGUUUUUAAAAUUUAUUUCUAACCACUUAUAUAAUACCCGUUGCUAUGGCAACAAUGACGUUUCAAUUUGGCGAAUAUUUUUGGUUUAAUUUGAUUCGAAAAUAUGUUCGGUGACCCCCAUUUUUUAUUUUAUAGCAUGAUUCAUUUUAGUAUGUUGAAUCAUUUUCAUGUCGAUUUUAAUUCUGUCAUACCAAAAUUGUUCAAGGUGGGAAAAUUCGUAGCAAAUUUUUUUCGCAUGAUAUAUUUUUUUAAAUCAUGGGAAUGAUUCAAAAUAAUAAACGAAUUCUUUUUUAUGAAAUAAAGAUGGGGUUACCGACCUUUCCAAGUUUUAAUAUCGGCCUUAUUGAAGCGUUAUUGUUGCCAUAGCAACGAUUCCUUCUUCUCGAAAAAAUCAAACUCUGUAGUUAUUUAGUUUCCUGGUCGGACUUUAUUUGUCUUUUAACAUAUAGGAAUUGUUGAAAAAUUGGGUCUAAAUCGGUGGUCUUUCAUUUUCUAGUGCACCGUAUAAGGACCACCAAUAGAAAAGUAGAUGCAUACAAGAUCUAUAAAAUGGCACCUAAUAUAUAUAUAGAAUAAUUUUGUAGAUGGAAAUUUCAAGUGCACAUUUUCUACAUUUAUCUAUACAUCCAGUAGCCUUUACAUGUAUAAAUGGUUAAAAUUUACAAUAAAUGUUUAUAUAAUAACUUUAAGAAUUCAAGCGCUUUCAAUGGUCUAUUAGAGAGCCAUGAUCUAUUAGAGGACAUACGCACGGAAUUGCGUCACAUAUAAAACCUUAUACCCAAUAGCUUUCCCUUAUUUGUAAAGAUCACGUAAUGUACGCGUGCUAUUUCUAAAAUUCGACUUUUUGAAUGAAGUGGUAAAAAGUACGUAAUCUAUCUAGCUGGGG
Molecule: messenger RNA, 6213 nt
Organism: Paramuricea clavata
Lineage: Eukaryota; Metazoa; Cnidaria; Anthozoa; Malacalcyonacea; Plexauridae
Source: the annotation of a GenBank genome assembly